Staurois parvus is the source of this 440-nucleotide messenger RNA. Lineage: Eukaryota; Metazoa; Chordata; Amphibia; Anura; Ranidae. The record is from the annotation of a GenBank genome assembly.
AUCAGUGGGAAGAAUGUCCCUUACAUUGGUGAUCAGUGGGAAGAAUGCCCCUUACAUUGGUGAUCAGUGGGAAGAAUGCCCUUACAUUGGUGAUCAGUGGGAAGAAUGUCCUUUACAGAAUGUUGGUGGUCAGUGGGGAAGAAUGUCCCUUACAUUGGUGAUCAGUGGGAGAAGAAUGUCCCCUUACAUGGGGGGUCAGUGGAAGAAUGCCCCUUACAUUGGUGGUCAGUGGGAAGAAUGUACCCUUACAUUGGUGGCCAGUGGGAAGAAUGUCCCCUACAUUGGUGGUCAGUGGGAAGAAUGUCCCUUACAUUGGUGAUCAGUGGGAAGAAUGCCCCUUACGUUGGUGAUCAGUGGGAAGAAUGUCCCUUACAUUGGUGGACAGUGGGAAGAAGAAUGCUCCUUUAUUGAUCGUCAGUAGGAAGCAUGUCUCUUUCAAU